AGAAGAAGAAAGAAAGAGGUUGAAAAUAUGGCUUAUGCAGCAAUGAAGCCCUCAAAGGCUGGCUUGGAAGAGCCACUCGAGCAAAUUCACAAGAUCAGGAUUACUCUCUCCUCAAAGAAUGUGAAGAACCUCGAAAAAGUGUGCGCUGAUUUGGUUCGUGGAGCUAAGGACAAGAGACUCCGAACUAAGGGACCAGUGAGAAUGCCCACCAAGGUGCUUAAGAUCACUACCCGAAAAGCUCCUUGUGGUGAAGGUAUGUAUAAUUUCAUUUUACUUGUGUUUAUUAGCCUUGAGAAACUCAAUCCUUUUAAGCAUGAUCUUUCAUCAGUGUGA
Molecule: messenger RNA, 333 nt
Organism: Thlaspi arvense
Lineage: Eukaryota; Viridiplantae; Streptophyta; Magnoliopsida; Brassicales; Brassicaceae
Source: the annotation of a GenBank genome assembly